Molecule: messenger RNA, 18596 nt
Organism: Coregonus sp. 'balchen'
Lineage: Eukaryota; Metazoa; Chordata; Actinopteri; Salmoniformes; Salmonidae
Source: the annotation of a GenBank genome assembly
UUCCAGCCAUGAUCACGUCGCACCCUAACACCACCAUGGCCAUCAAGGGCCAGAUGAAGGAGCUGAACUGCACAGCGCGGGGGGAGCAGCCCAUCAUCAUCCGAUGGGAGAGGGGUGACACUGUCAUCGAUGCCGAGAGGAACCCCCGCUACUCCAUCACCAUCAACAAGAAGGGGGACGAGGUUAUCUCCACACUCAAGGUCAGACACUGAGGAAAGAGGGCAAAAUGUUGAGAGAAUUAAAUUGGAGGGCAUUAGAAUUUAGAAUAGAGCCCAAUUGAGUUGAGAUCAAAGUACAAAAUGGUUCAGUAUAGUAUGCAGUGUAGUUUUGACCACUAAAUAACCCAUGUCCACUCAUGCUCUCCUUAAUGUGUUGCUGUCCCCCAUGUAGCUGAAGCCAGCGGAGCGUGGGGACUCAGUCUUCUUCUCCUGCCACGCCAUCAACUCAUACGGAGAGGGGCGAGGACUCAUCCAGCUUACCGUGCAAGGUGCCUAUCUCUCUCACUCUGCUGUUACUGCACAUAGCCUCACUGUUGACCGACCAGUGAUUAAGGUUAAAUGUAUACCCAACCUCCUUCUUUAACACACACAGAGCCUCCUGACCCUCCUGAGUUGGAGGUGAGAGAGGUGAAGGACCGCAGUAUGAACCUGCGCUGGAUCCAGAGGUUUGAUGGCAACAGCAUCAUCACCAGCUACGACAUUGAGUAUAAGAACAAGUCUGGUACGAGUCCAACCUGUCUAACCCUGUAAACCCUCAUAUCCCUAUUGUCCUCAUUCUAACUCCCUUAUCUGUGGUCCUCUAAUGUCCUCUCUAUCUGCUUCUAUAUGUUACAGACACUUGGGAUCACAAGUACACAACCAGGAACAUCUCCCCCACUAACAACCAGGCUAACAUCGUGGAGCUGCACCCUGCCUGUGUCUACAGCAUCCGCAUGUACUCCUUCAACAAGAUCGGACGCAGCCAGCCUAGCAAGGAGCUCACCAUCAGCACUGAGGAAGCACGUAAGUCUAACCGCACACAUACAGUACUAUGAAAAAGUAUUUGCCCCCUUUCUAAUUUUCUCUACUUUUACAUAUUUGUGAUACUGAAUGUUAUCAGAUCUUCAACCAAAACCUAAUAUUAGAUAAAGGGAACAUAAAUGAACAAAUAACACAACAAUUACAUAUUUAUUUCAUUUAUUUCAUAAACAAAGUUAUGCAACACCCAAUUCCCAUGUGUGAAAAAGUAAUUGCCCCCUUACACUCAAUAACUGGUUGUGCCACCUUUAGCUGCAAUGACUCCAACCAAAUGCUUCCUGUAGUUGUUGAUCAGUCUCUCACGUCGCUGUGGAGGAAUUUUGGCCCACUCUUCCAUGCAGAACUGCUUUAACUCAGUGACGUGUGGGUUUUCAAGCAUGAACUGCUCGUUUCAAGUCCUGACACAACAUCUCAAUUGGGAUUAGGUCUGGAUUUUGACUAGGCCAUUCCAAAAUUUCCAAUUCGUUGCUUUUUAGCAAUUUCCAUGUAGACUUGAUUGUGUGUUUUGGAUCAUUGUCUUGCUAUAUGACCCAGCUGCGCUUCAGCUUCAGCUCACAGACGGAUGGUCUGACAUUCUCCUGUAGAAUUCUCUGAUACAGAGCAGAAUUCAUGGUUCCUUCUAUUAAGGCAAGUCGUCCAGGUCCUGAGGCAGCAAAGCAUCCCCAAACCAUCACACCACCACCACCAUGCUUGACCUUUGGUAUGAUGUUCUUACUGUGGAAUGCAGUGUUUGGUUUUCGCCAGGCAUAAAAAGUUGACUCAAGUUUGCCAAAAUGCACCUGGAUGAUCAUCAAGACUCUUGGAAGAACGUUCUAUGGACAAAAACCAAACAAUGCAUUCCACAGUAAGAACAUGUGCCUCAGGACCUGGACGACUUGCCUUAAUAGAAGGAACCAUGAAUUCUGCUCUGUAUCAGAGAAUUCUACAGGAGAAUGUCAGACCAUCCUUCUGUGAGAUGAAGCUGAAGCGCAGCUGGGUCAUGCAGCAAGACAAUGAUCCAAAAUACCCAAUCAAGUCUACAUGUAUAUUGCUAAAAAGCAACAAAUUGGAAGUUUUGGAAUGGCCUAGUCAAAGUCCAGACCUAAUCCCAAUUGAGAUGUUGUGGCAGGACUUGAAACGAGCAGUUCAUGCUUGAAAACCCACACGUCACUGAGUUAAAGCAGUUCUGCAUGGAAGAGUGGGCCAAAAUUCCUCCACAGUGACGUGAGAGACUGAUCAACAACUACAGGAAGCAUUUGGUUGGAGUCAUUGCAGCUAAAGGUGGCACAACCAGUUAUUGAGUGUAAGGGGGCAAUUACUUUUUCACACAUGGGAAUUGGGUGUUGCAUAACUUUGUUUAUGAAAUAAAUGAAAUAAAUAUGUAAUUGUUGUGUUAUUUGUUCACUUAUGUUCCCUUUAUCUAAUAUUAGGUUUUGGUUGAAGAUCUGAUAACAUUCAGUAUCACACAUAUGUAAAAGUAGAGAAAAUUAGAAAGGGGGCAAAUACUUUUUAAAGGCACUGUAUACGCACACGCGCACGCAAACACACACAUGCACAAGCACACACACAAACACACACACACAUACAUACACACACACACACACACUUAUUUAAAAUGAUGUCUUGUUUGGUGCCAUUGAAACCCUUAUUUCAACCUCUCUCCUCAACAGAACCUGAUGGGCCCCCUAUGGAAGUGAUCCUCCAACCAAUGACGUCUCAGAGCAUACGGGUCACAUGGAGGGUAAACUUCAUUAACCAUCAUGCUUCUCUUCCUUUAUGCUAUAAUAUCAUAAUAAGUGAGACAUUCAAACUAACUGCCAUUGAUCUCCAGUCAGUGUCCUAACAGAGCUAUCCCCUGCCUCUCCCACUCAGGCCCCCAGAAAGGAGCUUCAGAACGGGGUGAUCCGGGGGUACCAGAUCGGUUACCGUGAGAACGGGCCGGGCAGUAACGGCCAAUACAGCAUUGUGGAGAUGAAGGCCACGGGGGACAGUGAGGUGUACACCCUGGACAACCUGAAGAAGUUCGCCCAGUAUGGAGUGGUGGUCCAGGCCUUCAACAGGGCUGGCACUGGCCCCUCUAGCACUGAGAUCAAUGCUACCACACUAGAGGAUGGUAAGACAGGAGGGAGGGAGGUUAGAGAUAAGAGAGGAGGAUAGAGAGUAGGGGAGGAGAGAGCAGAGAGUACGAAGCUGAGAGCAAUUUUAGUGAGGAGCGAGCUCAUGAGGAGGACCCCAGUUAGAGGGAGUGAGAGAGUAGAGAAGCAGACGGGAGAGUAGAGAACGAGUGAGGAGCGAGAGAGUGGAGACGAGAGUAGAGAGAGAACGAUGAAGGAGUGAUAGAGGAUGGAGAAGAGAGGAGAGGAGAGAGAAGAGAGCAGCGUAGACGGAGAGCGAGGAAGAGAGAAGGAUGACGAGAUGGAGAGAGAAGAGAGGGAGGAGAGGAAGAGAGGAGAGGGAGGAGGACGGAGAUUGAGAGGAGAGGACCGAAGAGGAGGGAAGAUGAGCGAGAGGAGAGAGAGCACGAGAAGAGAUGGACGACGCGGAAGAGGGAGACGACAGACGAGAGGACGAGACAGAGGAGGAGAGGAGAAGAAGCACGAGAGGAGAGAGGAGAGGGAGAGCGAGAGAGAAGAGGAGAGGAGCGAGGAGAGAGAGAGAGGAGAUGAGAGAAGAGAGAGAGAGAGAGGAGAGGAGAGAGAGAGAUGAGAGAGAGAGAGAGAGAGAGAGAGGAGAGAGAGGAGAGAGAGGAGAGAGAGAGAGAGAGAGAGAGAUUCAUACUCUGCUAGUAGAACGGGUGGAUUUCUUUAACUUGUCAACAGGAAUAGUAAAUAGAGUCCAAUCAUGUAAGAAUAGCGUGGAAAAACAGCAAAUAAAGAUGCACCCACACAUUGAUUCAGUUGUGCAAACACACUCUCACACACAGUCUCUGAGACAAAAUGGAGGAAAUGAACAUGCAGCACAUCCCCCAUCAUUCUCCUAUUUUAAUUAGCUCCCUCAGUAGACUGAGAGAGCGAGAGACCCCAUUACUCUCUGAAUAUGCCUGCCCACUCUACCUCUCUCCUCUCUCUCUCUCUCUCUCUCUUCCUCUCCUUCACCCUCUGUCCCCUUCAUUGGUUAUCUCUCUAUUCCCUCUCUCGUUUACACCAUUAAUUUUUUUGUUCAUUCCAUUUUUUCUCUCCUGAAUCUAUCCCUCCCUUUGCUUUCAUUGGGGAAUCCCCCUUCUCCUUCUCUCGCUACUUUCUUUUUUAUCUUUACAUCAGACAGACAUCUUAGUCCCUCCCUCUCCAUUCGUUUGUACAGCCUUAAUGAUAGAGAUAGAUGUAGAUCCUGAUUAUGAUAAUUAGUUAGCAAUGAUGGUAACUACAACACACAUUGUCUGUCUGUCUCUGUCUGUCUGUUUGCUGCUGUUUCUACAGCUGCAAUUAUCACACAGCUGGACACAUUGUCCUCCAUCCGCACACUUCUGCUUUUUAUCCUCCGUCUGCCUCUCAUCACCAUCCCCCUUCCUCCAAGUUAACCCUUAACAGUCAAGACUCCCCUGUUAAACGCUACAGGGUAUCCCUCUUUCCCUUCUCCCUUAUACCUGCCUCUCUCUCUGCCAUCCCUCACUUUAUACCUCUCUCUUUCUUUCUCCAUUGCAGUGAUUGAAAAUUGAAGAUUGGAAUAAAUAGUAUUUUGGGGAUGUGAUGCAGUUUAUUACUAUUACUGUAUAUCCGUCCUAUUAGUCGCAGACAGCUGUGUUCAAUAAGGUGCACUAUGGUCCUCUGGGAUGUUAACCUUUAACCUCUCUCCUACCCCCAGUGCCCAGCCAGCCGCCCCAGAACGUGCGGGCUAUCUCGGUGACGUCAGACGAGGCGGUGAUCACGUGGGUGGAGCCCCCGCGUCUGACACUGCAUGGCGUGCUGAAGGGCUACCGCGUGGUAUUCUGGUCCCUCUUCCCCGACGGAGGUGGGUGCUGUGGGGGCCAGGCCCAGGGGCAGAUGCAGAGUAAUUAUCACUGCUAUCAUUCUAACUCCACCCCAAACCCAUGACCUCACCUGCCUGUCUAUCUGUCCGUGUGUGUGUCUGAACCCAUAGCACACUCCCUAACUGUGCCCUAGUCUGCCCCACACCCCUUCUCCUCAUCUGUCUCCUAACCCUUCACACACCCCAUUCCCUAUCUGUCUGUCUGUCUAUGGGAUUUACCUGGAAUGUAUUAUUUGUAUGUUUACCUUACCCCCUUGAGCCUAACCUGUAUUUUCCUCCAAAUUUGUGCAUUGUUAUUUAUGAACAAACAAGGCUUAAUCUCUCUCUCUCUCUCUCUCUCUCUCUCUCUCUCUCUCUCUCUCUCUCUUCUUUCUUUCUUUCUUUCUUUCUUUCUUUCUUUCUUUCUUUCUUUUCUUUCUUUCUUUCUUUCUUUCUUUCUUUCUUUCUCUCUCUCUCUCUCUCUCUCUCUCUCUCUCUCAGAAUGGGGAGAGAUGCAAAACAUCACUACAACUCGUGAGCAGGUGGAGCUGAGAGGGAUGGAGAAGUUUACUAACUACAGUGUCCAGGUGCUGGCCUACACACAGGCUGGGGAUGGGGUCAGGAGCAAUGUCCUGUACAUCCAAACCCGCGAGGACCGUGAGUACACACACACACAUGUGCACUUGCGCGGACACACACACACACGCAAACACACACUCUCUCUCUCUCUCAACACACACAUAUACAUUACCCUCCCCCUGAUAUAGACUUUAACAGAAGAUAGCCCUAUUUGGUAAAAGACCAAGUCCAUAAUAUGGUAAGAACAGCUCAAAUAAGCAAAGAGAAACGAAAGUCCAUCAUUGCUUUAAGAUAUGAAGGUCAGUCAAUAUGGAAAAUCAAAAGAACUGAAAGUUUCUUCAAGUGCAGUCGCAAAAACCAUCAAGCGCUAUGAUGAAACUGGCUCUCAUGAGGACCACCACAGGAAUGGAAGACCCAGAGGAUAAGUUCAUUAGAGUUACCAGCCUCAGAAAUUGCAGCCCAAAUAAAUGCUUCACAGAGUUCAAGUCACAGACACAUCUCAACAUCAACUGUUCAGAGGAGACUGUGUGAAUCAGGCCUUCAUGGUCGAUUGCUGCAAAGUAACCACUACUAAAGGACAUCAAUAAGAAGAAGAGGCCUGCAUGGGCCAAGAAACACGAGCAAUGGACAUUAGACCGGUGGAAAUGAUUUUUGGUUCCAACCGCCGUGUCUUUGUGAGACGCGUUGUGGGUGAACGGAUAAUCUCCGCAUGUGUAUUUCCCACCGUAAAGCAUGGAGGAGGAGGUGUUAUGGUAUGGGGGUGCUUUGCUGGUGACACUGUCUGUGAUUUAUUUAGAAUUCAAGGCACACUUAACCAGCAUGGCUACCACAGCAUUCUGCAGCGAUACACCAUCCCAUCUGGUUUGGGCUUAGUGGGACUAUCAUUUGUUUUUCAACAGGACAAUGACCCAACACACCUCCAGGCUGUGUAAGGGCUAUUUUACCAAGAAGGAGAGUGAUGGAGUGCUGCAUCAGAUGACCUGGCCUCCACAAUCCCCCGACCUCAACCCAAUUGAGAUGGUUUGGGAUGAGUCGGACGGCAGAGUGAAGGAAAAGCAGCCAACAAGUGCUAAGCAUAUGUGGGAACUCUUUCAAGACUAUUGGAAAAGCAUUCCAGGUGAAGCUGGUUGAGAGAAUGCCAAGAAUGUGCAAAGCUGUCAUCAAGGCAAAGGGUGGCUAUUUUAAAAAUCUCAAAUAUAAAAUAUAUUUUGAUUUGUUUAACACAUUUAUGGUUACUACAUGAUUCCACAUGUGUUAUUUCAUAGUUUCAAUGUCUUCACUAUUAUUCUACAAUGUAGAAAAUAGUAAAAAUAAAGUAAAACCCUGGAAUGAGUAGGUGUGUCCAAACUUUUGACUGGUACUGUAUAUAUACCACAGAAAGAUAGAAACACAAUCACACUGAGAUGCACACUGCUUGGAAGGGAGGAGAAGCUCAUAGGGAGGCUGUGUAUGAGUGUGUGUGUGUUUAUGGGGGGAUAGAGAAGGGUGUCAGGGAGUAUCUCAAGCCCAUGACUAAAGCUCAUAUGUGUAGUGAGGCCCCAUUACCAGUACUAAUGAGAAUUAAGAGGCUUUGGGUCCAUGGCUGAGGGCUCGAGACUAGAGAUAGGGGAUAGAAGAGGAGGGGUAGAGGCAGAAUGAGGGAGAGAAGGGGGACUGAUCCACAGCACCCAGCCCUGCAGCCCACAGCCCCCUGGACACAAGUAGCCAACCAGCCAGGCAGUCAGGCCCAGGGAUUAACUACUCCUGGAUUAGAGAUAAUUAAUUUUGUGCUUACACCAUUGGAGGCGGGAUUACAGGCCGAUCCCUGUCUCCUUCACUCCCCUAAACAGGAGGAGGAGGGGGAUGGAGAGAGAGGAGAAUGGGAGGGAGAGAGGGAGAGGUGGCACAGCUGGGCCUUCCCGGGCGAAGGAGUGAGUGACAAAAUAUAAAAAUAAAGAAGAAACUGUAUGAUGGAUGGAGGAAAAAUUAAAUAUUAGCCCUUCUGUUUGCCCUGCUUUGCUAGUGUCACGCUCGUUUACAGACGGUUCAGACUAAGGCGCAGCGUGAUAUACGUACAUGUUUAUUUAAAUGAAUAAACAACCAACAAAACAAUAAACAAACGAAACGUGAAGUCCAAGGCAGCACAACACAACAUACCUUAACCGGAACAAGAUCCCACAACUACACAGUGCCUAUAGGCUGCCUAAGUAUGGUCCCCAAUCAGAGACAACGAGCGACAGCUGCCUCUGAUUGGGAACCACACCGGCCAACAUAGAUCUAGACAUCCUAGAUCUAAACAUAGAAAAUACAACAUACUACACAGAAAAUACACACCCUGACUCAACAAAUACGAGUCCCCAGAGUCAGGGCGUGACAGUACCCCCCCCCCAAAGGUGCGGACUCCGACCGCACAACAUAAACAUAACAGGGUAGGGGCCGGGUGGGCAUUCCGCCUCGGAGGCGGAUCCGGCUCAGGGCGUGACGACCACUUACUCUCCGCCUCCCUGUUGCGCCCCUGGUCUGGUCUGGACCUCGGCGCGCUGCUUCCCCUCUCCUUCCUCCCACGAAGUACCAAGCCCUGUCUGGACCCUGGUGUGGGAGACCCCGAACCUGGAGAGGGGCUGACGUCUGGGUUUGGACUGGAGCCGCUGACCGGAGCUGGACCGGGCACCGGUGGAGCGGACUGCACAGGCUCCGGACUGGAGCCGCUGACCGGAGCUGGACUGGGCACCGGUGGAGCGGACUGCUCUGGCUCCAGAGUGGAGCCGCUGACCGGAUCUGGACUUGACCCCGGUGGAGCGGACUGCUCUGGCUCCGGAGUGGAGCAGCUGACCGGAGCUAGAUCAGGCACCGGUGGAGCGGACUGCUCUGGCUCCGGAGUGGAGCCGCUGACCGGAGCUGGACUGGACCCCGGUGAAGCGGAUUGCUCUGGCUCCGGAGUGGAGCAGCUGACCGGAGCUGAACUGGGCACCGGUGGAGCGGACUACUCUGGCUCCGGAGUGGAGCAGCUGACCGGUGCCGGACCAGGCACCGGUGGAACAGGCACGGGCUGUGCCGGACUGGACACACGCACCACUGGCUUGGUGCGGGGAGCAGGAACGGGCCGGACCGGGCUGGCGACGCGCACCACUGGCUUGGUGCGGGGAGCAGGAACGGGCCGUACCGGACUGGCAACGCGCACCACUGGCCUGGUGCGGGCAGCAGUAACAGGCCGGGCUGGCGACGCACACCACUGGCUUGGUGCGAGGGGCAGGAACAGGCCGGGCCGGGCUGACGACGCGCACCACUGGCUUGGUGCGAGGGGCAGGAACAGGCUGGGCCGGGCUGGCGACGCGCACCACUGACUUAGUGCGGGGAGCAGGAAUGGGCCGGACCGGACUGGCGAGACGCCCCACUUGCUUGAUGCGAGGAGCGGGAACAGGCCGGGACGGGCUGGCGACGCGCACCACUGGCUUGGUGCGAGGGGCAGGAACGGGCCGGGCCGGGAACACGCACCACUGGCUUAGUGCGGGGGGAAGGAACAGGCCGGGCCGGGCUGGCGACGCGCACCACUGGCUUGGUGCGAGGAGCAGGAACAAGCCGGGCCGGGCUGGCGACGCGCACCACUGGCUUGGUGCGAGGGGCAGGAACAGGCCGGACCGGGCUGGCGACGCGCACCACUGGCUUGGUGCGAGGGACAGGAACAGGCCGGGCCGGGCUAGCGACGCGCACCACUGGCUUGGUGCGAGGGGCAGGAACAGCCCGGGCCGGGCUGGACACACGCACCACUGGCUUGGUGCGGGGAGCAGGAACGGGCCGGACUGGACUGGCGACACGCACCACUUGCUUGGUGCGAGAAGCGGGACUGGGUUCCUUUAUAAACCCCUGCUCCUUCUGCUGCCUAACCAGCUCCUCUCGCCGUGCCUCUACACUUUCCUUCUCCCUUUUAGCCUCCUGUAGCACCUCCCUCUGACCGAAUAACUCCUGCUCCCUCUGAACCAAUAGCCCCCGUAACAUGGUGGCCUCCUCUCCUAACCUGCAGAUCCGCCCUUUAACGGCCUCCUGCUGCCUCGUCGUCCACACCGUGUGCCCCCCCAAAAAAAAUUAUUGGGGUUGCCUCUCGGGUCUCCAUCGUCGGCACUGUUGGCGCCGUUUCUCCUCUCCUACCUAGGCAUCCUCCUUCAUCGCCUUCCGGUAACGGACGGCCUCCUCCUCCGUAAUUCUCCCCCAACCGAGGAGGACAUCUACUAAUGUAACCUCCUGUUGAAUUCCCGGCGUUUGCUCCUGAACACGCUGCUUGGUCCUCGUUUGGUGGGAUCUUCUGUCACGCUCGUUUACAGACGGGUCAGACCAAGGCGCAGCGUGAUAUACGUACAUGUUUAUUUAAAUGAAUAAACAACCGACAAAACAAUAAACAAACAAAACGUGACGUCCAAGGCAGCACAACACAACAUACCUUAACCGGAACAAGAUCCCACAACUACACAGUGCCAAUAGGCUGCCUAAGUAUGGUCCCCAAUCAGAGACAACGAGCGACAGCUGCCUCUGAUUGGGAACCACACCGGCCAACAUAGAUCUAGACAUCCUAGAUCUAAACAUAGAAAAUACAACAUAGAACAUACUACACAGAAAAUACACACCCUCACUCAACAAAUACGAGUCCUCAGUCAGGGCGUGACUGCUAGACGCUUUGGUGGCUUUUUGUAAUACUUCUUAUAUAUACUGUUUUAGCCUUGGUGGUACAUUAGACUCCAUGUAUGUUAUCCCUCCUGUGCCACAUGUUCUUCUCUGUUGGUCCCUGGUAUUUGAGGCUCUUUGGGAGGCAGCGGUUGUCCCUUUCUCUCUGAAGGCUUUUGGUAUAUGUGGUUUGGGCUGCAUAGUCAUGGUCAUGGUUAAGACCAUGGUUAGAAGUAGCUAGUUGUUCAGCAGUAGUGUACUGUAGGUUACUGUUUAUGAUUCCUCAUCACUGGGUUGUCUGACAGUGGACCAGACAGUCUGGACUGGGCACGUGCAGAUUUUGGGCAGCAGAUGGAGCUUAACACCCCCCCAUUCUGACAUGAAGGCCAAGUUAUGAUAAUGAUGCAUUUCUCCUAUAACCACCCCCCAAUCCCCCCUCUCAUCUCCCAUUGAGGCUGCCCCUAACCCUCUCCUCCCUCCAUCCCCUCCCCUCCCUGCUGUUGUUCGUGCCAUAAUAUGGAGGUUGAGAUGGCGCCCCAGGAGAUGGAGGGGGCCCAGGGAAACAGAGCAGGAUUACUGGGGGGAGUAGGCUACCCUGGAUGGGAUUGAGAGGGAGGGGAUAGAGGGGGUCCUGGAUCUCUCUAACAGUCCUCCCUCUUCACCAUGAUCCAUAAAGGAUCCUGCAGGGUCAAGUGCAUCAGGUCACAUAACGCUACUGAUCUCUAUCUAGGGUUGGAUAGGUCCUUAAUCUCUGUGCUUUAGGUCCUGCUGUACAGUACAGUACAGUACAUGGAAGAAGGUCUAAUGUAGUGUAGCCUCACAAUAUUCAUUUCAACCCUGUCCCUUGUAACCCAGGGAGACCCAUUCAUUUCUAUCUGAUGAACGGGUUGUAUUCUUAGAAUAAUUUCCAGUGUACUGUAUGCGUAGACAGUAGGAGAGUAUUGAGGCUUUAUGUUUGUUGAUGACUGAUAGAGUUUAAGGCUCUUUAGGCGUCUCAGUCAAGUGGCCAUGGUGUGUGUUAAUCUGUUUAGGGGUUAGAGAGUUAGACUGCAGGGUGUGAGAGCAGAGGGAGCACAGCAGAACUGCUGACCACAGUGUCUGAGUGAACAUAUGUCACCGCUGGCCCUGGUCUGGCCCUGGUCUGGCCUGGGCCUGGCCCAUCCCCAGGGGACCUCCUCCAAGUCCUCCCAGAGCAGCUUACAGCACAGGAUAAGACUGGCAAUCUGCAAACAACCCUGCUCACUUUAACACGGUUUUAACACCCACGCGCACGGAAAUGGCCGUGCGCCCGCACACACCCGUGUUUACUUGAACAUGGCUUUAGUACCCAGUCAUACACACACACACGCGUGCACACACACACACACACACAGCCCUGCUGACCUGUCUAUGUAUUGUGUAUCCUCUCCAGUCCCAGGUCCUCCAGCUGGUAUCAAAGCAGUGCCCUCAUCUCCCAACAGUGUGGUCGUAUCCUGGCUACCCCCCCAUAAACCCAAUGGUGUCAUCCGCAAGUACACCAUCUACUGCUCCAGCCCAGGCUCCGGACAGCCGGUAAGUACCACUGAGAGGGCAGAGUAUAGGAUGGGGGAGGCGCAGUGACAGGUAUUGGAGAGGCAGAGAAUUAAAGCCCUAAUGACAAGACAUGAUGUGAAUGCAUGAUAUAGCACUUGAUGGAUAAUUAAUUAGUAACCAUCACUCAGUGAGUGCGUGUGUGUGCGUGUGUGUGUGUGUGUGUGUGUGUGUGUGUGUGUGUGUGUGUGUGUGUGUGUGUGUGUGUGUGUGUGUGUGUGUGUGUGUGUGUGUGUGUGUGUGUGUGUGUGUGUGUGUGUGUGUGUGUGUGUGUGCGUGUGUGUUUGGGUGUGUCUCUAUCGCAUUGUGUUUGCUCCGUCGCUUUAUUUCCUGCCCUCCCAGAUGAACAGAUGAGGUUGUCUUGGCAACAUGAUGAGACGUAGAUAUGCAAAUGAAGCAGAGAACAAGCUCACACAUGCACACUGCAGCAUCAGGAGCUCUCACACGCACAGGCCUGAACUAGCUAUGCAGUUUUCACACAUCCACACUAUUCUCUCUCUCACAAACACAUACACACACACACACACAUUUUCUGGUGGCACACAUUCAGACCACACACACACACAAUCCAAUAAAAUCCUGCUAUCAUGGAAGAAUCCCACUUUCUUAUCAUUCACAAAUCCUCACCCUCUUUCGCUAUGUCCAAGAGUACCAUGUAAAUGAGCAUGGAAAAGAGGAGGGAGGGAGGGAGACGGGGGGAGGGAGGAGAGAGAGGGAGGGAGGAGCAGAGGAGGGUAUCAGUCACACAGAGAUGAGAGUGCUUUAACUCCUUUUUUCAUUCUCUCUCUGGAUCACCACUACACUGCUGCCUCCACGCUGGAGGAAUGUUCUAAUGUUCCUGUUACUCACCCCCCCAGAGCCCCACAUUCACCCCUUCUCCCUCGUCCCCUCCCUUCUUCUCUCUAUCCCUCUAUCAUACCCACCCUGCUCUCCAGCAAGCCUGGGUAGAGGCUGAGAUAGGGAGGGAGAGAGAAAGAGAGAAAAAGGUAAAUGAGGCAAAUGGAAAAAGAGGUGAAGAUGGGUAUUGAGUGAUGAACAGAUGAGGGAGGUGGUGCAUGUGUUUGUGUGUUGUUGUGUGUGUGUGUGUGUGUGUGUGUGUUUGUGCGUGCCUGCAUACAUGCAUGAGUUAUACUCCUUAGUUCUAAACUCCUUAGUUCUCUUUCAAGCCAUCUGGGCUUCCCUCAUGCCAGUUGACCAUAGAUACCAAGCAGCCCCUCCAGAGUGCUACUGUACCAUUGUACCAUGGUAUUAUACAGUGUUAAUAAUCGAACCUCUAUAUCUCUCCCCCAGGCUCCCAGUGAGUAUGAGGCCAACCCAGAGAUGUUGUUCUACAGGAUCACCCAUCUGACCCGCGGUAAACAGUAUCUCAUCUGGGCCGCCGCCGUGACAACUGCUGGCCGUGGCAACAUCAGCGAAAAGGUCACCGUGGAGCCUGCUGGGAAAGGUAAGGGAGGAGGGAUGGAGGGAUUUGUGUAAAGGUUAUUAAAGAAAAGAACAAAAAAAGGGCUUUCAUCUGUCUCUCUCUGUACCUUUCUUCUCUCUCCUCUCUAUUGUCUUUCUUUCUCUCUUCUCUCUCCCUCUCUAUCCCAAGUUCUUCCUCUCUCUCUCUCGCUCUCUCUCUCUCUCUGUGCUAUUGACUGAUAGCUGUAGUAUUGAUUGAGGGCUGGCGGUGUAGCAGGACACACUGUUGUUAAUUAUGUGGUGAUGAACAGGGCCUACCCAGUAAACUGGCCCUUAGGGAGGGGAGGGUGGACAGGGAUCAAUACAGGGGAGAAUCUAUAGAUGGACUGAGCGAGACGGAGGGAUGGGGGGCGGGGGGCACUCCAGCGCUCUGCGGGUAAAAGGCUACCCUCCAGGCUAACCUACUCAAUACCAGGAUCACUCAGCAAACACUAGAGAAAGAUGCUUACACAUCAAGAAAGAGAAAAUAGAGCAGGGAGGUUAGAGUGUUUGUCUGGCUGUAAGUGUGCCUGGGUGCCUAAGUGUGUGUAUGUGUGUGCGUGCAUGCGUGCAUGCGCACGUGAGCACAUUCAGUGUGUGUGUGUAUAUGUGAUAUCCCCAGUUGAACCUGUGUCCCCUGCCCUCUGUCUGCAGCCCCAGCUAAGAUCUUGUCAUUCGGGGGCACAGUGACCACUCCCUGGGUGAAGGAGGUCCGUCUGCCCUGCAGCUCAGUGGGAGAACCCACCCCCACCAUCAAAUGGACCAAAGACAGGUCAGAACUCUCCUAACUCAUUAAAGUAAAGUGGGGAACUCACAAUCAAUGCUAGGAGAAACUUUAGACUUGGUGCCAAUGCUGGGUUUGGGAAGAUAAGGUUCAGGUCAGGGUUAAGUCUACCAUACAGGUAUGAGGUUGGUGUAUUAUGAUAAGUCUAAUUGUGAUCCUCUAUGUGUGUGUAUCAGUGAGGACUCGACUAUCCCUGUGACUGUGGACGGACAGCGUCAGAUCCUGUCCAACGGUACACUGGUGCUGCGUUCCGUCAAAGCUGAGGAUUCUGGGUACUACACGUGCACGGCCACCAACACGCUGGGCUUUGACACCAUCAUAGUCAACCUGCUGGUGCAAGGUGAGCUGGGAUACGCUGGGCUGGUUGAGUGUAUGGGUGGGGAGAGAUCUGAGGACCUUAUGGGGUUGUCUCAGCUGGUUUCUCUGUGUUCCUCUGACUGUGUAUGUAUCGUCUCUCUCUCUAUCUGGUCCCUCUAUCUGCUCACUCUAACUGUGUGCUGUUUGUGCCUGGUCUCUGUGGUGCUGAUUGACUCUAACUGUGUCUGACUGUGUUCUCUCUCUGGAUGUCCAGUUCCUCCAGACCAGCCCCGUCUAACCGUCUCCACCACCUCCACCUCUUCCAUCACCCUGGCCUGGAUCCCUGGGGACAACGGAGGCAGCUCCAUCAGAGGUACAGCACUCCACUCCCCUCCACCUGGGCCUUAGUGCAUUAGGAUCAGUCUGAGGAGAGUUCUUUAGCUGCUGUUUCUCACUGAGAGAUAAUUCCUCCAUAAAUAUCAAUAAUGUUGAUAUACCCUUUUGUCUAUUUGUGUGAUUUUCUCAGUUCCUGUCAAUGUGUUAACUGUUAGCUCCUAAUGUCUGAUAUACUCAUAGCAAUGGAACGUACUGUAUCACUGAGGGUAUUCUAAAUCCUUUAUCUCCCCCUGGUGUUCAAAGGGUGUAACAGCCGUUAGACCUGACCUGAUUUUGCCUCAAUAGAGUAUGUGCAGGUUGUGUAAUAUGGCUUUAAUAUUUGAACUGGGAGGAUAUUGUAAUUGACAGACAUUUACAGUAUUUCAUUGUUUUUUUAAUUGUGUAUUUGUGUAUUUGGCAGAUGAUAAAGGAAUGUUUAAAUAAUUAUGUAGUGUGUCCCUGUGUGUCCUCAGGUUUCGUCCUGCAGUAUUCGGUGGACAACACAGAGGAGUGGAGGGAUGUGUUCAUUAGUUCCAGUGAGCGUUCCUUCAGGCUGGACAACCUGCGCUGUGGCACCUGGUACAAGGUCAAACUGGCAGCCAAGAACAGUGUGGGCUCAGGACGCAUCUCUGAGAUCAUCGAGGCUAAGACCCACGGACGAGGUGAGGGGAAAGGAAGGAUCAAGGGGGAGGAGGGAAGGAGAGAGAGGGGAGGGAGAGGGUGUAGAGGAUGGAAAGAGCAGAAAGAGUUAAAUUUUAAAACUCAUGAUUUAUAUUUUAUCUCACAUCAUGUGUUGCACAUAAACUACAUCCACACUCUAACACACUAACUUCAAUACUCCCAGUCUGACAAUCUCCCUGUCUCUCCUCUUCUCCUGCAGAGCCCGUGUUCAACAAGGAGCAGCCCCUACUCACCCACAUCAACUCCACCUACGCAGGGCUCAACCUGCAGGGCUGGACCAGCGGAGGCUGCCCCAUCACCACUCUGCUGCUGGACUUCCGCCCCAAGGGCACGUGGGCCUGGCAGAGCCUGAAGGCCAACGCCACGGCCCAGUUCUUCCUCAGCGAGCUGCGCGAGGCCACCUGGUACGAGCUGAAGAUGAAGGCUUGUAAUAGUGCCGGUUGUGGGAACCAGAGCUCCCAGUUCGCCACCACAGACUAUGACGGCAGUGAGUCACUUCCUGUUUCUACCAGAUACCAGCUCUCACUUGCUGCUUUGACAUUGACAUUUACAUUUGAGCAUACUCUCUUAUUAAGAGCUACUUACAGUCAUCAAAGAGAAGGGGAUAGGGAGGGAGGCCAAAAAAGGGUAGGAGAGAGGGAGGAGUAGAAUGUGAGUGGUGGUAAAAGCAGUCAUUUAAUCUACCUCUGACCCCUUCUCUCCCUCCCAGGUACCAUCCCUCCUAUAAACUCGGCCCAGGAGGACAGGGAUGAUGUGAAGAAGCUGUUCUCCAUCGGCUCUCCUGUCAUCCUGGUCACCCUGGGCGUCGCCCUGCUCUUCAUCAUCCGCAAGAAACGCAAGGAGAAGAGACUCAAACGACUCAGAGGUGAGAAACAGAGGGAAGGAGGAAGAAAGAGAGGAAAGAGGGGGAGGGGAGAACAGAGAGGGAAAGACAUAAUUGCUUGGUGGGGGUGAGUAAGUAACUCGGAAGCACUAAAGGUAACAGGUCAAUAUAAUUUGCCUAAUCCACAUGAUGAUCCAUUAUAAUCUAAUAAAGACAUUUGUGUUUGUUUUCACAGAUGCUAAGAGCCUUGCAGAGAUGCUUAUCAGGUAAGGAUAAUACUCUUGAUUGAUUGGUGCCUGUGGUUAUGGAUGUGUCAUAUUCCAUGGGAUCUUGAUGGAUCUUUGAAUAUACCUGCAAGUCUCAGUAAACUCUGCUAAAGUAUCACCAAUAUACUCCAGUUAUAUAUGUAUACAUGUACACUAUGUAAGUACUGCUGAUGUGACAGUGGAUCCAGUCUAAGUGUGUGUCUUGUUUUGUGUGUUGAGCAGUAAGAACAACCGCAGCAUGGACACUCCAGUGAAGGGUCCUCCCCAGGGCCCUCGGCUCCACAUCGACAUCCCCCGUGUCCAGCUGCUCAUCGAGGACAAGGAGGGCAUCAAGCAGAUAGGUCAGUAUGGACACACUGCAGCCAAUCAGAUCGAUCAGACUGAAUAUCGUCCAAUUAAAUAGCCUUUAGUUCCAGUACACUAACUAACCAAUCAAAUGAUUUCUCUCAAGUUACUAAAUACGUAUUGGUAGAGUGUGAUUUACAAUCAGCCUAUGAUGAGAACAUCUGACAAGGGAGAUGAAUUGUGUAUCACAGAUAUUUUUGAACAACUGUCAUAAUAUAUUUUCCUCAUCUCCUGCCUCCAACAGGUGAGGACAAGGCAGUGGCCCCAGUGACGGACACAGAGUUCAGCCAAUCAGUGAAUCCACAGAGCUUCUGUACGGGCGUAUCUCUGCACCAUCCCGCCCUCAUGCAGAACACAGGGCCCUUGAUUGACAUGUCAGACAUCCGCCCUGGAACCAGUGAGUACUUCACAUACAGUAGGAUGUGCAUUGUAUGGAAAUAUGUCUUAUUACAGUGUGAUGUGUAGGAGUUAGCUUGAGCUGACACGCAAAAUGUUUGGGUGUCAGCUCACCCAAAAUGUACACCCAAAAUGAUUAUAACUGUUAUGAAUAGUACCCAGUGAGUGAGUUAUAUCCUCUCACCGUCCUCCUCCUAUCCUCUUCUUGUCUCAGACCCAGUGUCGAGGAAGUGUGUGAAGUCAGCCCACAGCUCCAGAAACCGCUACUCCAGCCAGUGGACCCUGAGCAGGCCGGGCCAGAGCCAAUCAACAGCCUCCGCAAGGACUCUGACCUCUGACUGGCGCACCAUGGGCUCCCACGGCAUCACCGCCACCGAGAGUGACAGCUACAGCGCCAGCCUGUCCCAGGAUACUGGUGGGUACCGCCCUACCCUGGCAACAACGCCUCUAAAGACCCAUCAUUAACACAUCUAUCUCUUACAUCCCCAAAACCUGACCUGUAGGAUACCUUGAAAGGCCUACUGGCACAGCUGUACUGUAUGCAAACUUCAUAUUACGUUGUUCUAAUAUGAUAUGGCAUUUAUUGUUUUUCCAGAUAAGGGUCGUAACAGCAUGGUGUCCACAGAGAGUGCGUCGUCUACGUAUGAGGAGCUGGCGCGGGCCUACGAACACGCCAAACUGGAGGAGCACCUGCAGCAUGCCAAGUUCACCAUCACAGAAUGCUUCAUCUCCGACAGCUCCUCUGACCAGAUGACCACAGGCACCAAUGAUCCGGCCGACAGCAUGACAUCACUCAGCACGCCGUCCGAGACAGGCCUGUGUCGCUUUACCGCCUCGCCACCCAAACCCCAGGACUAUGACCGUGGCAGACCUACCAACGUGGCCGUGCCUAUCCCCCACCGCGCCAACAAGAGUGAGUACAGAGAGCCACCCUGUCUGGCACAGUGGCACCACAUUAUACUUUGCCAGAGGCUGUUUGUUGUACAUCUCAACAGGUCUCUAAGCCCCUCCCUCUCUCUGUUCUGUCCUUGUCGCUAGGUGAAUUCUGCAACCUCCCGCUCUACAUGAAGACUGACCCUUUCUUCCGGAAGCAGGCGGAACUGCAUGACCCAUGCCCUGCGGUCCCGCCCAGGGAGGCCUCCAUCCGCAGCCUGGCACAGCGGGCGUACCACACCCAGGGACGUCACAUGACUCUGGACCCGUCCAAGCAACAGGCCCUGACGCUGGGCCACUCUGGACUGGGCAGUCUGGGCGUGAGCUCAGGCACUGCCACCCUGCCCCAGAGGACUCUCACCAUGCCCGGCUCCAACCCUGCAGCCACAGCCUCCACCUCCAGCACCAGCAGCAACCCCACUGGCUCCAGCACCAAGAUGGGGGGCUCCAGAGACUCACUGCUAGAGAACAGCUCCUCAGCGCUGGGCAGACUGCAGAAGCAAGGGGUCGGGGCCUACUCCAAGUCUUACACA